AUGUCAACAAAUGAUCCCUUAACCAAUAAACUUAAUCCAACAACUUCUUCCACUUUAACUAUUAGAGUGAUAAAAAAUUUUGAAUAUCGAACUGUUAAAAACACUUUAAAGAUUUAUACAAAAGCUCAUGGAUUCAAAAAUCAAAAUUUAGUUAUAAAUACAGAUCAUGAUGAAUGGUUAUUAAACAAUGAGAAUGAAACUUUGAUUUCUUAUGAUAUUGAGAAUGAAACAGAAUUGUCAUUUUUCAAUUAUGAAGCUUAUAAUAAUUAUAAAUCACAUCCAGAUCAAAAAUGGGAUUGA
Messenger RNA from Entrophospora sp. SA101, 300 nucleotides. The record is from the annotation of a GenBank genome assembly. NCBI's taxonomy places the organism in Eukaryota, Fungi, Glomeromycota, Glomeromycetes, Entrophosporales, Entrophosporaceae.